Messenger RNA from Poecile atricapillus (Black-capped chickadee), 2795 nucleotides. It is a transcript of the gene SHTN1, whose product is annotated as shootin 1. The transcript is spliced from 17 exons. The coding region runs from base 135 to 2018 and encodes 627 amino acids. Lineage: Eukaryota; Metazoa; Chordata; Aves; Passeriformes; Paridae. The record is from RefSeq and is a predicted model, not a curated record.
CGGGCCGCUCGCCGCGCCCGCCGCGCCCCGGGGCUGCGGCCGCCGCCGCCCGCCCGCUGCCAGGUGAAGCCGCGCUCGCUGGGGCGGAGCGCAGCGGGGCAGCCGCCGGCCCGUGGCGGCGGCGGCGGGGCAAGAUGAACAGCUCCGACGAGGAGAAGCAGCUGGAGCUCCUCGCCAGCCUGAAGGACCAAGCUAUUGGCGAAUAUGAAGAGCUUAGAGCAGAAAAUAAGAAAAAAAAAGAAGAGUGUGACAAAAUCAAGCAAGAACGAGAUGAGGCUGUCAAAAAGCUGGAGGAGUUUCAGAAAAUUUCUCACAUGGUUAUUGAGGAAGUGAACUGUAUUCAGAACCAUCUUGAAAUUGAGAAGACAUGCCGUGAAAGUGCUGAGGCUUUGGCUUCUAAGCUGAACAAAGAAAAUAAAACCUUGAAAAGAAUUAGUAUGCUUUGUAUGGCCAAACUGGGGCCGGAAAUUAUCACUGAAGAGAUUAACAUCGAUGAGGAUGAAUCAUCCACGGAUACAGAAGCUACCUCUGGAUCAUGCAGUUCUGUGCACUGUCAGCAGCAAAUAAAAGAGCUGCGAGAUCAAAUUGUAUCUGUUCAUGAGGAAAAGAAGACCUUGGCCAUUGAACUGGAAAACCUGAGGUGCAAACUUGCAGAAAUAAUUGAAGAAGUAAAUAAGUUGAAAGAAGAAAAGGCUGUUUUGACAACUGAAGUUAAUAAGCAGCAAAAACUGUUGGAGAAAUGUAACAGAGUGUCUGUGCUGGCAGUAGAGGAAUAUGAAGAGCUUCAUGAAAACUUUGAGCUGGAAAAGAACCUGCGGAAGAAAGCAGAGUCAUUUGCUCAAGAGAUGUUUAUUGAACAAAACAAGAUGAAAAGGCAGAGUCAGUUGCUUCUGCAAAAUUCUGCUCCUGAUCAACAGCUUUUGAAGGCUUUGGAUGACAAUGCUAAGCUAACCCACACAUUAGAAGAAGAGAGGCUUCAACACCAGCAAAAGAUUAAAGAAUUGGAAGAGCAGCUAGAGAGUCAGUCACUGCAUAAGGAGAUUAGUCGCCUUAAACAGCAACUAGAGCUUUUGGAAGAAGAUAAGAAAGAACUGGAGCUGAAGUGUCAGCAUGCAGAAGAAAAAGCUAGAGACCUAAAGCAUUCGGUUGAUGAACUUCAGAAGCGAAUCCAGCAGUCUGAAAACCCUGCCCCGCCGCCUCCACCGCCUCCGCCGCCGCCUCUCCCUCCUCCUCCUCCUCCCAACCCCAUCCGGUCUCUCAUGUCAAUGAUUCGCAAGAGAUCUCACUCCAACACCAACGUGAGCAAGAAGGAGAAACCUCCUCAGCAGGAGUCAGCAGGUGAAGAAGUUACGGAUCUGAAGAGACAAGCUGUGGAAGAGAUGAUGGACAGGAUUAAAAAGGGAGUUCACCUGAGACCAGUCAACCAGUCAAGCAGGCCUAAAACAAAGCCAGAAACACCAAAGCCUUCUGAAAGUGCAAUGAAAGAACUAAAAGGGAUUCUGGAAACACUGAAUAAAUCCACCAGUUCCCGAAGCUUGAAGUCCCUUGAAACAGACAGUGGUGAAACAGAGCUGGAACGAGUCCUGCGGCGCCGGAAAGUGACCACUGACCAGGACAGUGGCAGUCCCACUGGAAUCUUGGCCACAUCAGAAUCAAAGUCUCUGCCUGUGCUGGGUUCAGGAGCCAGUGCCCCACAGGCAGUGUUGAACAAGAAAGACGUGGAGACAGAAUUCACUUCCAAAGUACCCAACUCAGGUCCUGUCCCCAGCCAGCCUAAGGGUGCUACAGGCUCCAAGCCUACUUUACAAUCAACUAGUCACACGGAAUUGACAAGAAAAGCUUCUAGCAGUGAAAAAGAGACAGAAUCCGUGGUAGUUUUAGAUCCUGUGUCCACCAGUGGGGAUCAAACGUCUGAAAAUGCCCUGAACCAGAACAAAGUGAAAGAGGAAGAAAGCAAGCCACUGCAUAAAGAAACUAACGUUGGGAAAAUAAAAGAAACAGAUAGUUCUAGCUGUUAAUUGUUACUCUGCAAGGCUGUACCUUUUGGGAAUCAUUAUCUGGACAUGUGAAUUGCUUAGGUGUGUUACUACGGGCCACGGUCUGUACCUCCAGAGAGAAAUAAUACAGAUUGAAAUGGUCUUCUGUAUGCAGUUUUUGUUACAUGCACUGAAGUGUUAAAUAACUGUGUGUCACUCAAAAUCCCAUUCCCAAUUUAAUUUUGCAGGUAUGGUUAUUAAUUUCUUAGAUAGCGUCAGUUACCUUUAAAAAUGGAUUUGAAGAGGCUUUUUUAACUCUUCUUUUAUUGAAAAAAUGCCUUGUUAAAGGUCUGUUCCAAAGCUUGCCAGAAGCCCCUUGCAUCCCUCUUGAGCUGGACAGGUUUGGGUUAGAACCUGUAAGUGAUUACACCCUCAUCAGCUUCAGUAUGGGGGGUGUUACUAAUUAUUAAUAAAAAUGUGUUUAGACACAUUGCUCUAAAAACGUUUUGAUAUCUGCUUAAACCAAGAUCUUGUUGGUCCCCUGCCUGCUUUCCCCACACAGGGAGGAAAUGAAAAGCACAAGCACAACCCUUCUGUCUCAGAUUGUCGGGGGACAGAGACUGAAAUGCAGAGGCAGUGCAGCAUCUCAUUGUGGCACCGAGAUUUCUGGCAGUGAUAGCCAGCAUCAGGGCUUUGUGGGCUGGGACAGGUGCUCUCAUUUGGGUUCAAAGCUUUGCAAAGGAGGACUUGCUCCUGGGUUUUGUUUCAGUGUUACACAGCAGCUUUUGGAACUGCUGCAGCUGGAGCCUGUUGUUACUG